CACUAGCAUGAGUCGGAUUAUCCAAACAAACACGAGCAGCUAGCAGUUAUCCAACACCACUCAUCAAUGGCUGCUCUCAACUUCUGCUGUUGUUCCAAUCUCUCCCCUCUUCCAAACCUCACCACAUCUCUCUCUCACCGCCAAAAUUCCCACUCCCUCACCGCUUCCUCUCCCCUUGCCAGCUGCAGUCCGCCGCAGGUCACUCAAUUUCGGAGCAAUCUGUCUUCCAUAUGUGAUUCAUUCUCUAAAGCAAGUGUCCUUGCACUAGUUUCCGCUUCACUUGUUUUUGCUUCCAACCCUGCCCUCGCAUUUAAGGGGGGAGGUCCUUAUGGUGUUGAAGUAACAAGGGGGCAGGAUCUAACUGGGAAAGAUUUUAGUGGAAAGACAUUGAUCAAGCAAGAUUUUAAGACGUCAAUACUAAGGCAAGCAAACUUUAAAGGUGCUAAAUUACUGGGUGCCAGCUUCUUUGAUGCUGAUUUAACAGGAGCCGAUCUUUCUGAUGCUGAUCUUCGAGGAGCAGAUUUCUCCUUGGCUAAUGUAACAAAGGUAAAUUUGAGCAAUGCCAACCUCGAAGGAGCACUUACUACGGGCAAUACAUCUUUCAAGGGUUCCAUAAUAACUGGUGCAGACUUUACGGAUGUGCCAUUGAGAGAUGACCAACGGGAGUUACUAUGCAAAGUUGCGGACGGGACGAACCCGGUAACAGGUAACGAAACCAGAGAGACAUUGCUUUGCAAGUAGCACGGGCAACAAAAUUGUUUUGUGAUUAACUUUAGAAACCUCAUCUCCUUAUCCAACAGCAUUUGUUUAUGAAUGAAUAGCUCAUAAAAUAGCCUUGUGAAGGUAUGUAUGGAGAAUAUGAGUUUGCUAUCUCAAGUUUUUAUUGCCUUGUGAGACUCAGCCAGCCAGCCCGCUUUGGCUCUUAUGAAAAAACAAUGUUCAUUAAA
This is a messenger RNA of Salvia splendens (bonfire salvia), 947 nucleotides long. Its product is annotated as thylakoid lumenal 15 kDa protein 1, chloroplastic. NCBI's taxonomy places the organism in Eukaryota, Viridiplantae, Streptophyta, Magnoliopsida, Lamiales, Lamiaceae. Gene Ontology annotation, cellular component: chloroplast thylakoid. The transcript has 8 exons. The coding region runs from base 67 to 741 and encodes 224 amino acids. The record is from RefSeq and is a predicted model, not a curated record.